CUACAACCUCCUUAUAAAGGGACUCUCUCUCACGUUGUGUCUUGGAAAUUAGAGCACAUUGCCUAAAAUUGAGGUCUCCACACAUACACACACACACUCUCUCACACACGCCGAGUCGCCGCUGCCAUGAACUGGAUGAACGUGGAGGAGACGCUGCGCAGGCCUCUCUUCUGGGUCGGCUUUAUCACCGUGGCCUCCCUGCUGCUGUGGGUCCUCUACAAGCUGCUCUCAGGCUUCAGGAUCUGGGUCUUGGGGAACGGGAUGAUGCUCUAUCCAAAGCUGGGCAAAUGGGCAGUUGUGACGGGCGCCACUGAUGGAAUCGGGAAAUCCUAUGCGGAGGAGCUGGCUCGCCGUGGAUUUGCCUUGAUGUUGAUCAGUCGCUCCCAGGACAAGCUGGAUGACGUGGCCAGGUUACUAAAGGAACAGUACAAUGUGGAGACCGGGACCAUUGCAGUGGACUUUGGCAGGAGUGACAUCUACGAAAAGAUCGAGGCGGGGCUAGCUGGACUAGAGAUCGGUGUUCUUGUGAACAAUGUUGGUGUUUCCUACGACUACCCCGAGUAUUACCUCAAUAUUCCUGAUCUGGACAAUUUCAUCACAAACAUGGUCAACGUCAACAUAACUUCAGUCUGCCAGAUGACCCGCCUGGUGCUGCCCAGGAUGGCCGAGAGGUCCAAAGGAGUCGUCCUGAACAUCUCCUCUGCCAGCGGCAUGUAUCCCCUCGCUCUGCUCACCGUCUACUCUUCCACAAAGGCCUUUGUGGAUUUCUUCUCUCGUGGCCUUCAGGAAGAGUACAGGCGUCGGGGCAUCAUCAUCCAGAGUGUGCUGCCCUUCUUCGUGAUGACCAAAAUGACUCGCAUCAGGAAGCCCACCCUGGACAAACCCACCCCCGACCGCUAUGUGCUGGCUGAGCUCGCCACUGUGGGUCUGCAGAGCCAAACCAAUGGAUAUUUCCCUCAUGCCGUCAUGGGCUGGCUGACUACCAAGCUGGUGCCGAUCGACCUGGUCAUCUUCUUUGGAGCAAGGAUGAACCGUCUGCAGCGCACCGGGUACCUGAAGAGGAGGAAGAUGAGGGAGCUGAAGAACGGAGACGCUCUGAAGAACGGAGACGCUCUGAAGAACGAUUAGGAAGACGGCUGAUGAAUCUGUGGACGCCACUCUGUGCUGACCCGGUGCAGCGUUAAAGGAGAGAUUGUGAUUUUUGGAUCUGUAUGGUGAAUCCUCCAGGGUUGCCUGAGUUUCACAUGUGUGCCUUCAGUCAAAUGUGCUCGGCAAAGCGUGUGUAAGACUUUGCGUUUGAACGGUAAACUAUUCCCUGAUGUUGUUUUGUCUAAAGAGAAAUGGUCAAAGAAGGCAGAAGUUAAAAUGUAAUGCUGCUCUUGGCAAAGGAGAUUAAUCCAUAUUGUCAAUGACACUAAUGGUGAAUAUAAUACAACCACAAAUUAAUGAGGGAUUUGUUAACCCUGCUGUUGUAAGCAGUGUAACAUGGUGGCGGGCAUCUUUUUAUAUGUAUGUAUAAUUAUUUAUUUCAUAUUUGUAUGAACGCACGAGCCAAACUGAGACCUUUUUUUAGAGUUUAUCUUUCAACCUUGUCCUGUUUACAAUUCAUUUAGCCAUUUAAAGAUGGCCACAUCUGCGUUCUGUCAGUUCUCUUGCAAUACUGAACUGCUAUCAUCAUGCAUCGGCUCUUUCAUAAUAUUGCGUGUUUGCAUUAUAUUUAAAAUGUUGCUUUUGUGGUGGGUUGCUGUCACACCAACGUGUCACUUGCUCUAAACCAAAGUCUUUCACAAUAACAGCAGCAUUAAUCCGAAGUGCCUUUUUCUUAUGACGAAAAUGCUGAAAAUGGUCAAAUUUAAUGAGAGGGUGUUGAAUGGUUAAAAUGUAUUAUUAUGAAAGGAUGUAAUUCAACUGGUAUGAUGUCUAAUGUGAACUAAACAGUUGCUCCGUUUUGUGCCUUUUUAAUUGAAAUGUAAACCUUUAGCCAAAGAAGGAAAACCUCUUAACCGACUCAGUGUAGAGCAAAUAUCCUUCCAGUUGAAGUAAAACCUAAAGUGUGAAUGUUUUACAUCAUUGGCUACAGUCUGGUUCACAUACUAAGACAUGUUUGCUUCAGAAACAGGACGACUGCGCCUCUUUACUCAGUUGAUGUGUGUGUAAGUGAAAACCCCGUAUGAAUUGGUCUGACCAUUGCCUUAACUAAGCGGUUAUGUGAAUGCUUUUCCUUUUUGUAACGAGUCUUUUAUAUAUGCUUCUAAAUAAAAACAAUUGAAUUUCUACAUGUAAAGUGCAGUGGCAACUAAUGUUUUCAACAUGUUUAUUAAUAAAAGCUCUGGCACAAAGCAAA
This is a messenger RNA of Trematomus bernacchii (emerald rockcod), 2344 nucleotides long. RefSeq names its product hydroxysteroid (17-beta) dehydrogenase 12a (gene hsd17b12a). Lineage: Eukaryota; Metazoa; Chordata; Actinopteri; Perciformes; Nototheniidae. Gene Ontology annotation, cellular component: endoplasmic reticulum. The record is from RefSeq and is a predicted model, not a curated record. The coding region runs from base 127 to 1128 and encodes 333 amino acids. Gene Ontology annotation, molecular function: oxidoreductase activity. The transcript has 11 exons.